AACAGUGUCUCCUCCUUUCCCCAGACCUGCCAAGAUGUCUGGGCACAGCUGGAGCCAGAAGACGAAAGCAAGGGAGGAGGAGGAGGAGGAGGAGGAGGAAGAGGAGGACCCUUUAGACCAGAUGAUCCAGCGCACUGGUUGCGCCAGUUUCCACUACGCUGUGCUGGAGUGCAUGGCAGAGCACCAGGACUGGCGGAAGUGCCAGGAGCAGGUGCAGAGCUUUAGGACCUGCAUGGCAGAACAUCAGAAGCAGAGAGUGGAAGAGAUGCAGAGGAGGCAGAAGCUGCACCGGACCACCAGCUGACCGAAGGGAAGAGAAGCAGGGAACUUGCCUGCUGGACUGGAAGGCUGCAGAGCAGCUAGAGCCCAGCAGUGCUGGUCCUUGACAAAGCUGCCACCGAUUCAGAAAUGUAGAAAGAGUCUGAUUUUUGUAGACGAAGAUGUGUAUACUGUCAUUACAUGCUAUUAACGUGGCAUGACAUUCUUUUUGCUUUUAACAGGAAAAAUGUGAAGUUUCCUGCCAAAAUGAAUGGAGUACUCUC
Molecule: messenger RNA, 542 nt
Organism: Python bivittatus (Burmese python)
Lineage: Eukaryota; Metazoa; Chordata; Lepidosauria; Squamata; Pythonidae
Source: RefSeq, a predicted model, not a curated record